Molecule: messenger RNA, 1671 nt
Organism: Cylindrotheca closterium
Lineage: Eukaryota; Bacillariophyta; Bacillariophyceae; Bacillariales; Bacillariaceae
Source: the annotation of a GenBank genome assembly
AUGAAUCGGACACGAGGAUGGAAGAGUUUCACGGUCAAAAUUGUCCGAUGUCCGAAACGGCAACCAAAACAUUUUUGUGAUCGAAGCAGCAUCCUUCAAGGCGGUAUGGCCAAUCAACAGCAAAAGAACAAGCGGAGCAGCAAGAAGAACAACAGGAAUAAAAUCAAUGAAAGCCACCAAGCGGGAAAUAUCUCGAAAAAGAGACUACCACAGCAUGUAUCAGAAGCAAAGCAGGAUCCGUGGUGGCAAUCAUCGUUGAAAGACGAGGAAUGUCCAAUUACCUUGGAACCAUUUGCGACGUCGCCUUAUCCUCCAUUUUGCUUGUCUGAUAGUAAUGAGCACCAUGGAAUCUAUAGUCAUGUUCCAUCAAAUAUAUCCACCGACAGGCAUUACUACUUUGAUGGAUUCGCAUUGGCUUCUUAUUUGGUUGCUCGUGGUAUCUUCGAGAAUCCACUUACAAGGCAAGAGUUGACCAUUGUAGACUGUCGACGUUUGGACGAAUACUUGAACGUACACCGUCAACAACACAUGUCCUCCUCAAUAGAACAAGAUUCGAGAGCUGUGUCCGUUGCAGAAGCCUUUUUAUUGCAACAAUCCAUUCAAGUUGGGACAACUCCGUCCAGUUCGACUCCACAAGGGCAGGAAGAAGCACGGGCUCAAGUCUUACGACGGACAGCCACCGCAGCUUUAGCAGGACUCUUCGACUACAGCCGUCCACACCAGCAUCGUCGGCAUCAAGAGCGGCAGGCUGCUAACAAUCGGAUAUUCGGAAGAGCUUCUUCAGGCAAUGAAGAUCCCCGUCUCGCAGAGUGGGGUCUUGAUCUGUCUCGUACCAUAGAAGCAGCGCCAGGUCAGAGUGACCAUGGAUAUACCAUUGUUGAUGAUGAAGAAGAGAUAGUUACAGCCGCGCAACGAGAUGCAUAUGAGUUUGUACAGGGACAGUUUCCUCGACUUACAGAUAGCCAUGUUGAAGGUACUGCUGUCCACAAUUACGACGAAUCCAUAGUUCGAACUGCACGAUCCGUGGCCCUGCAAGAAGAACAGCGGCGUCUAAGGCACGCUGAAGCAAUCGCUCUGGCCCAACAGAGACUUCGAGCGAUGACGUUACAACAGCAGCAAGAACGAAAACAACAGCAGAUGAAAGAGUGGGAGCAAGGUCAUUUUCAAUGGGAACAAGAAAAUAGGGAAAAGGAAGAUAUGGUGCGAGCAAGGCAAGAAAUUGAUGCUUGGAGAGAAGAGCAGUGGGAAAAAUUGAAACAAACCGCCGAAGGGCAAGUGGCAAGAAGCAAAAGUGCGAAAGGCCAAGCUCAGAAAGACUGCUCUUCUGAGUCUAAAGACGGAAGUGAGGUUACAGGAGAUAAUGUCUUGGAACGGUCAAUUAGCCCUUUGCAAGAUCAGAGCAGUACCGAUGAGGAAGCAACAAACAACAAGAAAGCAACGGCCGCUGCAAAACGCAAACGAGCAAAGGCUCGAAAGCAAGCGCAGAAAGCCGCAGCAAGAGCUGCCAUUGAAGCGAAACAAAAGGACGAUGCAUUGAUUGCCAGAAAGGUUGCCAGUGCCAGUCGCUGUGCUGCCUGUGGGGAAGGAAUGCUAGAUGCAGGAUUUGAGAAGUUUGGGCUCAAAUUCUGUUCCACCAAGUGUGCACGAGCAGCAAAACCCCCUGGGUUAUGA